AUGCCUGCACCCAGCCGUGGUCACCGCGCCCAGGGCGGAAUGACUCGAACGCACUCACGCACUAACUCAGGCGGUUCAUCGAAGAUCGGGCUGAACCUGCAGUUCACACAGAAGGACGUACCCCCGCCCAGACUGCCCGAUAAGUCGAAGAAGAGCGCGCAUUUUAACCACGAGCCUACUGCGCGUACUGGGACAAUAUCCAGGAUCGGCAGCACGCACCGUCUUCCGUCGCGCGAACAGAUCGCCCCUGCUCAACUGCGGCGUGCCCCACCACCUGUCGCUGCACGCACAAAGGAUGGCAAGCACCGUGCAGGGUUCACCAUCUCUAGUCCGUCGGAAGGCGAUGAUGACGAGUGGGUGUCCAGCGAGAGUGGAAAUGCCACCCCAAACGCUGGCCAGUCGGACUCGGAAGCCGAAGAGAUCAAGACACCCGUUGAGCCUACCAAACCACGUCUACCGCCGUCAGCCAUGCAGGUUAACGGCUUCCAUAAAGAAGAUGUAGUGACCCCCAAGGCCGAGGUGCCCCCAUUACCCCGGGCAGACAUGACGAAGCCAGAGCGGCCCUCAUCGCCAACUCGGCGCGAUUAUGUCUCUCAAGGGCAGACACAACCGUCUACUCCCCAAACCCAACAGCUAGGUCGCCAUGAUCAACACUCGCAUCCGUCCGACUCGUUGCCACCGCCAAUAACCAAGGCUCGCUCAGAGACGCACUCCCCUCCCCGAUCAAGGUCUCCGCCUCCCAAACGACAGUCUAUGACGCGCCCACCAUCAACGCAUUCAAUCACGAGCCGGUCCGAUGGUGCAUCACUGCGACCGCACCCACUGAUUCGUGGUCACUCGUAUGGUCAGGGGGCUCCGUUCGCGGCAAAGCCCGCUCCCCUGGCACCCUUGACCAUGGUCUCCUCAGACGCUGCGCAGGCUCAGUUAUCGUCCGCAUCAUCGCCAACCAGCCUUCGUGCGGGCUCACCGACGAGCAUUCGCACCGCCUCACCCAAUCACUCAUCGUCGCCCACGUCAUCAGAAGCCCGUAGGCAGCUUCGACGAACUUCAACGUCUUCUGCCCGGUCGACUGCGACGAUGCCGGCGCAGUCUACCAGCCAAGCACAAGCAUCGCUCAGCCGGUCGAACCACGAUCGACAGCGCACGCUCUCGACGAUCUCGUCCUCAUCUUCUUUCGCCGCCUUAUCCAGCCUUGCAUUGCGGUCAACGCCCUCGCCGCCCCGCGAAUCGAUUCACUUCACGUCCCACCUCCCCCCCGUCGAGAAGUUGCAGGGCCUCGAGGCAGUGCACCCACUCCUGCCGCCGCCAUACUUGAACUCGCACAUAUCUAUUUUAACGCAUCGGAACCCGGUGGCAGAGUCUUACGACAGGAUCAUGCGCGCCAAACAGGCAAGAUGA
This is a messenger RNA of Rhodofomes roseus, 1398 nucleotides long. RefSeq lists its product as uncharacterized. The transcript is spliced from 2 exons. The coding region runs from base 1 to 1398 and encodes 465 amino acids. Lineage: Eukaryota; Fungi; Basidiomycota; Agaricomycetes; Polyporales; Fomitopsidaceae. The record is from RefSeq and is a predicted model, not a curated record.